AGCUCGGCGCAGGCGCACGGCUCUUAGGGAGGCCGUUCCUGUAGCUUAGCGAUAUCAUAAAGUUUCUUUUUUUUUUUUUUGAGGAGGGAAGGGGAGGAAAGAGCGAAGCCGAAGCGCUGUGAAGGAAAAGAGGGCGGGACGGCGCCGAGAACGGAGCGAAGCAGUGGCUGCUCUGCUUGCCCCGGAGGCUUCGCGGGAGCCAGGACCGGCUGGGCCGAAGCGGCUCUUCCCGCCCAUUUACUGCGCCCGGCAAAGGAUCGCGCUGCUCCGGUGGAAGCGGACGGCUGUGCCGGCGGGAGAAACGGGCGAAGUGUAAUGUUCAGGUUCAGAAAUGCCUUAUGUGGAUCGUCAAAAUCGUAUUUGUGGUUUUUUAGAUAUUGAAGAAAAUGAAAACAGUGGUAAAUUUCUACGGAGAUAUUUCAUACUGGAUACAAAAGAAGAUAAUUUGGUAUGGUAUAUGGAUAAUCCACAGAACCUCCCCUCUGGAUCUCCACCCGUUGGAUCCAUUAAGCUUACUUACAUUUCAAAGGUAAGUGAUGCAACUAAACUGAGGCCAAAGGCAGAAUUCUGUUUUGUCAUGAAUGCAGGAAUGAGGAAAUACUUUUUACAAGCCAAUGAUCAGCAAGACUUAGUUGAAUGGGUAAAUGUUCUGAACAAAGCUACCAAAAUCACAGUACCAAAGCAGGCUGACUCAUUGUGUCAUACUGAUAAUGCAUUGCGUCAUUCUGAAAAUUUGGGAAUAAGAAAACAGAUGUCUUACAGAACAGAAAUUGUUGGAGGUGUUCCCAUAAUCACUCCUACUCAGAAAGAAGAGAGAAAUGAAUCUGGUGAAACUGAUAAAAGCUACUUGAAACGGUCCCAAAGCCAUCUUCCAUACUUUACUACUAAGUAUCCUCCAGACAAUCCCGUUAUCAAAGCAGGUUAUUGUGUUAAACAGGGAGCAGUGAUGAAGAACUGGAAAAGAAGGUAUUUCCAGCUUGAUGAAAACUCAAUUGGCUAUUUUAAGUCAGAACUGGAUAAGGAGCCUCUUCGGAUUAUACCACUGAAAGAAGUUCAUAAAGUCCAAGAAUGUAAACAAAGUGAUAUUAUGAUGAGAGACAAUCUUUUUGAAAUUGUAACAACUUCUCGAACAUUUUAUGUACAAGCCGAUAGCCCAGAAGACAUGCAUAGUUGGAUUAAAGCCAUUUCUGGUGCAAUAGUAGCCCAACGGGGACCUGGAAGAUCAGCAGCUUCCAUGCGGCAGGCCAGAAGGCUGUCGAAUCCUUGUAUACAGAGGUAUACAUCAAGAACUGGUGAAUGCAGCACGAGCAUUCCAGCUGUUCAGAAUCCAAAUGUCCUACAAAAACAGCAGCAGCCACCUCACAUUCCACAACCGCUCACCGCCCCACUUUGGUCCAAACCCUUAACAGCAAACCCCCUGUCUUGGAGAAGCGAAGAUUUCAUGAAUCUUUUACCACGGCCAAAUCAGGGAGCUUCAAGAUCCAGGCUGUCCCUUCAAGAAACUCAACUUCCAAAGUGACUCUGCAAGGCCUAUUGGAACCUCAAAGUAAAAAUGGCACUCAGGAACCGGAUCCUGAUCCAGUGGAUCUGGAUGAUGCAAGCCUUCCAGUUAGUGAUGUGUAAUGAUGGGGAAGAGUCUGGAAAAUUAAGAAUUGUUUUGGUCCUUGAAUUUCCUUUCUCAGACUUUUAGCCAAAGAUAGAAAGAACAAAACAUAGAACGUUGCUUAUGUUGACCUUUGUGUAUGCAUACAUUCAAAAUUUUGUAUGUUUUAAUAGUUAUAUGCUGCCUUGCACUGUGUAUCAGAGCAGACUUUUUGCUUUUUCUGUACCCUGAAGACAAAUCUUUUUGAUAGGAAGGGGCCGAAAGAUGAUACUUGAUCUAAAAAUUAUUUAAGCAAGGUACCAGCUGUUCUUCAUCAGUUUAGCAAAACUGAAAAAAAACACCCUUAAUGCUAUUUUUUUAAAGCCAAUUUACAGCUUAAUGAUCUUGUAAUUCAGGCUAUUGUCAACCAAAUCGGCUUAUUUUCUAAAAAUACUGGCACAGGUUUUUGGGGCAUCUAUGUAUACAGUGUUCUUUGAUUGUCAGGACUGCAGAGUGUAACAGUAGAGGCAAUGUAAUGCACUUUUCCUAUGCAAAGAGAUUUUCCAUGUUAAGAAUAUUUCAUGUUAAGAAAUUAAGAAAAACACCAUGCUGCAGUAUCUAAAAUGAGGUAUGUUUUCCUUACAAUGAAUGCUUAGAUUUGAGCAAUCUAUGUAUUCAAGGCACAAAAACUGCUCAUAACAAAUAUAAUAUUUGUUAAAGUACAAUAAGUGAGAAUCUCUAUGAGAAAAGAAAGCUUAUAAGAAAGGCCCACAGAUUAUUUACAGUAAUCUAAAUGUGCUGACUUAAUUGGAUCUUCUGAUAAAUGCUUUGUAAAUCACUGCCCUUCCAUAGAAUCCAAAUCCUUUAGAAUUACAGAAAACUGGUGCUGUAAAAUUUACAUUAUCAUAAUACAGCUAUUUUGAAUAUUAAACCUAUUUUUGAUGCACUCCUAAAGGUAAAUUGUAACUUUUGCACAUUUGGAUAUUGAUGGACCACCAAAAUAAAGGUAUUAUGUAGAUUUUUUAAAAAAACUAGGGAACAUAAACUAUUAAAUCUUUUAAAGAUUUAAUGAAAUAUUUUAUAAUGGGCUUUGCAGUAAUUAUUUAAAACAAUUGUUCCAAAUUUUGUUUUCUCUUGUGUGAUCUCCCCUCUCCUCCCUGCUUCAGUGAGUUGUAACUGGUUCCCAUUUUAUAUUUGGUCAGUAAAAGACUGAACAAACUCUGCUUCAUGCUAUUAAUUGGUACUGAAUUAUUCCAUCAUGCAACUGUGGCCUGUAACUUCUGUGCACUGUAUUUAUUAAAAGUGCCUGUGGGUUCUUUCUUCAUGAUACGUUAAAAGUUUGGGGGUUAAAUAGAUUUAUUUUUCUGGUUUUGAGCCUUGUGUGAUAUGGUUCAGCAUGUGUAUCAGGUGAAAUGCUUAUGCAGUUUCCAGCAUGCCAGUAUCUGAGUUGUGCAUAAUGAUUUUCAAACUGGAAAUUUGUUCAGUUCAGUGACAAUAAUAGGCUUAAAAAGCUGAUGCUGGAUAAUUGAUCAAAAAGAGAAUGCACUAUUUUAUAGGCAGGUAGUGAAAAAAAUCUGUUUAAUCAACAAAAGGCCCAAAGUUUCACAUGCUGCUUCUUUAUGCAAUUUAUACUUUCCAUUGUAUAAUAUUUUGUGUAUGUUAUGCUUGAGAAAUUCUAAAGCAUGAAUGGAGAUAUUUAAGCAAAAAAAUCCUCCACUAUUCCAGUGAACUAGGCGUUCUUUUGACUUAUGUCUUAGUGGAGCAAAAGCCAAAAUUUUCAAAUUAGUUGAAAGGGAUGUUCCAUUAAGUUAAGAGCAGUAGUGUGUUGUUCCCUUCAAAUUUCCACUACUGUCUUUAAAAAAAAAGAAAGAAAGAAAGAGGAUGAUUCUACAACUGUCUCCAUUUCAGGGAGGAUAUAUAGAUUUUUACUAAGCUGACUAGAUUGUACAUAUUGUCACAGCUUUUAAAAGAUAUUCUAAUUUUAAAAAUACUUGUUACUUGCUUGCAUAAAUUAUAGUAGCAAUGGGAGCAAGAAACCUUUUAUUUUAUCCUAUUAGAGAACUUCAGUUAGACCAGUGGUUCUUAAAUGGGUGUGUAUUGGGGGGAGGUAAUUUUCCCCAAGUGGGUAGUUGAGAGUAAUGAAGCAAUUUGUAACUGCAUGUUUGUGAGUCAAGGAUCCAGUUUGGGACUGAAGAUGCCAAGAUGUCUGUGUAAAACAACAGCCUGGAUUUUUUGGGGGUGGGUGGGGAUAGUGACAUUACUUGGAAGAGGAAUAAUUGAAUCAAACAGUUUAAGAACCGUUGAGUUAAGCAAUGACCAGCACAUUCCUGCUUUUAUUAGAUUUUUAUCCUGCUUUUAUUACUUUUAUAAGUAACUCAAGGUGGUGAACAUACCUAAUACUCCUGUCUCUUCCUCUUUUCCCCAAUAAUAACAACUUUAAGUGGGUUGGGCUGAGAGAAUAAAUGGCCCAUACCUGCUUUCCGUGUGCCAUAUGUAUAAAAUAGGGUGUUUAGAGUAAUACAAGAAGUCCAAUUAUGUGUUUAUUUCCAUGUAUAUAUCCUAUUUUGUACACCCAACUCUUCUACAAUUAUGAGCCUGGGUGGACCUGCAUUUUGAAACAUGACAUUAUUAUUUACAUUUCAUUUGUCCUUCCUAAUGCUUAAGUGUUUGAUUUAUGGUCCUUUUAACUACCUUUAACUAUAUAGUCUCUAGCUCCCAAAUGAAUUUCCCCAGAUAUAACUUCCCCACAAAAUCUUGAUCUCAGGCUUUUAUAUUUGCAAGAAGAAUCAUUUGGCACUUGUAAAAGAGAACAUUUUUGCCAUCCUAUUUUGUUUCUGCACAUAAACUCAAAAGACAUAGGUAUUUUAUAUCACUGACAAACUGAAUCAGUCACUUUCCAGCUUUUUCAUUAAAUUUGUCUCAUAGGGAAUUUUCACUGUUGUUCCCACUUAGCUACAAUUCUGUUUGCCAUCCAAUAAACAGUUUGGAUCACAGCUAUUGUGAUUGUGGAAAUUUGCUGAAUAACUUGUCUUUCAAGAAUACAUCUAUUGUUAAAUAUACUAACUACAUUUAUAAAAACUUAUGUGGAUCAAAUCUGUAGAUGUUAAAAACUGAAAUAAAAAAGGA
This is a messenger RNA of Pseudonaja textilis, 4708 nucleotides long. RefSeq names its product pleckstrin homology domain containing A1 (gene PLEKHA1). Lineage: Eukaryota; Metazoa; Chordata; Lepidosauria; Squamata; Elapidae. The record is from RefSeq and is a predicted model, not a curated record.